UUUUUUCACCCGUCCUCAGCUCUGUCAGGAUGAAGUAGUUUCCGGGCGACGGACUACCAGCAGUAAACAUGGCGGAGGAACUGCUGGAAGCAGUGGAUAGACUCCAGUCGCGGCUCCAGGACAAUCCGGAGCCUCGAAAGCUACUGAAGACUUUAAAAAGACUGGGGGAGCUUCCCAUGACUGUGGAAAUACUGGUGGAAACCGGAGUAGGGAAGACUGUCAAUUCUUUAAGGAAGCAUCAGCUGGGUGGAGAGAUGGCGAAAGGCCUCGUGGCCAAAUGGAAGAAACUGGUUCCUCAGUCAGACAGACCCAGCAACGUCAAAGAGGCACCGAGGUCACACACCCACUCCCGAGGCCCCGAGGCGGGUGGUGGGGUCGGAGGAAGCCACAGACGCACCCGGGAGCCCUCCCCUGAGGAAGAGCCCUCUCACGAGGAAGAGGAGGAGGAGGAAUUGGAAGUAGAGAGAGGCUAUCACACAAACUACUCGCCCUCCCCCUCUCGAAACCAGCACUACAGCCCCCCGCGGCGGGGAGGCUACCAGUCGGAUGAGUACGAGAGCCCCGAGCCUGAGCCUGAGCACGAACCCGAACCUGAGCCUAGUCCUCCUCCUCCUCCUCCUCUUCGCAAAGAGGUCCGCCUCGCCAAACCAAGCAAAGAAACUAACAGAAACCACCACCACGGUACCCACGGCGAAAGAAACCGAGACGAGGAGCGCCGGCAACGCCACACACAGACGGGUAGCGCUCAAAGAGGAGAUGGAGCAGCAGCAGCAGCAGAAGGAGGAGGAGGAGGAGGGAGAGAAGACAGUGAAGGAAAGAACCGCAGCACUGACAAAGAGAGUCCAGUGACAAAGUCUGCAAAGCACAGCAGGAAGUCCACCGCUCAUGAGAGUAAGAGGGAGGAGAAGAAGAAAGGAGGAGACGACGGGCGGACGCGGGCACCGAAGGACUCUCAGGCCGAGGAAGAGGAGGAAGACUUUGACACUCCCACCAUGUCCUUCGAGUCUUUCCUCACAUAUGACGCCCCGACACCCGUCAAGAAGAAGAAGAAGCAGCAGCAGCAGCCGCCGCCACCGUCCUCCUCCACAGCGUCGUCACAUCGUUCACGCACCCCUCCGCCUGCCCCCUCCUCCUCAUCUUCCUCCUCCGCCAAGGGGAGCAAGGCCAACGGCACUCAGAGUACCAAGAGGCCGCAUUCAGGCUCCGCUUCUACCACAGUGGAAAAACGCAAGCGGGUGGUUGAGGUCAUUACAACUCUCCCUGAAAUCCCUCUGCCAGCGAUCCAACCCAACUACAGACCUCUGCCCUCCAUCGACGUAACGCCACUGUCUCCUCAGAGACGGAAAGUUCCUGUGUGCAACGACGAGGAGGACUCCGGGUUCACAGGGAAACGGUUUAACUCCAAGAUGGUUGUCUACUCCGGAUCGAAGACCGCUUACUUGCCCAAGAUGAUGACUCUGUACGAGCAGUGCAUCCGUGUGCUGCAGAACAACAUCGACUCCAUCACCGAGGUCGGAGGAGUGCCGUUCGAUAUCAUGGAGCCGGUGCUGGAGCGGUGCACACCGGAGCAGCUGUUCCGCAUCGAGCAGAGCAACCAGUGGUUUACAGAGGAAUCCGACGAGCUGUGGAUGCGGCAUUGUAAGCGGGACUUCAAGCGAGAGUCUCCUCAAGAGUACGAGUCGUGGCGGGAGAUGUAUCUGAGGCUGCACGACGAGCGCAAGGAGCGACUGAAGAUGCUGACCCAGAACAUCCACUCUUCCCAAGCCAACAAGCCCAAAGGGCGGCAGGUCAAGAUGGCGUUUGUCAAUUCUGUCGCCAAGCCGCCACGAGACGUCCGCCGCCGACAGGAGAAGUUUGGCACCAUCAGCGGCUCGUCGGCCAGCUCCACUGCCGCAGCAGCUCCCAUCAAAAUAAGACCAGCUACCACAGACUACUCCGGUGAAUCAAGUCGCUCCUUUUCCCCCCAACUGAACCCUUCUCCCGGCUCGUCUCGCUCCUCCGCAGCAGGUAGUAGUGGUGGAGCAGCAGCAGGCGUUGGUGGUCCUGCCGCCCGGGACAAACCACAGGUCAAAAAAAUCGCCCCAAUGAUGGCCAAAACUAUCAAAGCUUUCAAGAACAGAUUCUCCCGCCGAUAGUGUGAAAGAGACUGAAUGUAUUUUAUGGAUUCCAACUGUGUUUUUAAUUUAAGUUUUUAGCAAAAUUUGACUGGAGACCCCUGCACACACACACGCACACACGCACACACACCGUCAACUUUUCCACCAGACAUAUCCUAUGAAUUUAUCAGUAUUGGUGGAAACAUGUAGAUUAUUUUCUGUUUUGGGGGGGUAUAAGUAUUUAAAUAAUUAACAACGGUCAUUUGGUAUGACAUAUGUGUUAAGGAAAUGUACAUUUUAAAAGACUCAAAAGACACAAACACCUGCAUAUACACAGUCUGUUACUUUCUCCUGUUUUUUAAGCAGACAUUUCCUACCUUCAGAGAGUUGGCCAAGAAAACUGGCCACCGUCACCUCUGUAGGCUAAACAUGUAGCUUGACCUAGCUAGCUUAGCAUAGCAUAAAGAACGUUAAUGGGUGGAAACGGCUAUCUUAGAUCUUUUUAAAUCUCAUUAAGAUGUUUCAUCUUGUUGUUUUUAUUGGGGGGUGGAACAAGCUAGCUUUUGGCUAGGGCCAGUUGUACAAAAGGAAAACUACAUUGUUUUGUUCCUCUUAUGUAACUAAGACUCAAAGUGUUAAUCAGUGAGCUUUAGAUGUGGUGAUUGUUGGAUUUGGGUUGUUAUGUUCUUAUGCCAUGCUAGUUAUGCUAAGUUAACCAGCUCCCGGCUGUUGCUUCAUGUUUAGUCUACUGACACGAGAGUGGUGUCUCAUCUUCUCAUCUAACUCUUGGCGAGAAAGGUAAUGAGCAUACCUCUCUAACAUUAAUAUCAAAAUUUUUGUUCAUGGGACAGAAACAUUACUGAUCUUUAAUUUGUAUUGAAAAGUUAGUUGUUUGUCACUUUUUACUUACGAACAACUGAUACACUACACAAGGAAAACCUUUUUUCCCUAUUCCUUUAAUGUCCAGCAUGGUGCACGUCAGCAGAGAACAUCAACUGGCUGGUUAGGCUUUUAAAAGAAAACAACGAACAUGCAUAUCUAGACAUGAAUCUUUUUAACGUGCUCUGUACAGGAAAUCGGUAAACAACAGACAUACAAACUCUUUUUAGACUUAUUUUAACCCUGAUGUUGCUUUGGAUCAUGUUUUUCCUGCUGUCGAAUGUGUGUGUCUCCGUUCAAAUCUGCUUUACUGUGAGUGAAUGCUGAAGAGAAGAAAAGGAACUAGGAAAUACAACAAUAAGGAAGGAAGUCAGUAGGACGUCUGCAGUUUCAGUCUACAACAAUGCUGAGAUGUAUUUAUUUUCAACAUUGGGACCUGGCACCCCACAACAUGGGCCCCAAUUUAAGUAGAUUAAAAAUUGUAAUUUUAUUAGAUUUUAAUAAAUGUUAUAUGGUCAUUUUUAUUAAAAUUGACUUUUUGCCCAUA
Messenger RNA from Pungitius pungitius (ninespine stickleback), 3522 nucleotides. RefSeq names its product elongin A (gene eloa). The coding region runs from base 69 to 2135 and encodes 688 amino acids. Gene Ontology annotation, biological process: transcription elongation by RNA polymerase II. NCBI's taxonomy places the organism in Eukaryota, Metazoa, Chordata, Actinopteri, Perciformes, Gasterosteidae. Gene Ontology annotation, cellular component: nucleus; elongin complex. The transcript is spliced from 12 exons. Gene Ontology annotation, molecular function: protein binding. The record is from RefSeq and is a predicted model, not a curated record.